This is a messenger RNA of Amphimedon queenslandica, 629 nucleotides long. Its product is annotated as dual specificity protein phosphatase 23-like. The record is from RefSeq and is a predicted model, not a curated record. Lineage: Eukaryota; Metazoa; Porifera; Demospongiae; Haplosclerida; Niphatidae. Gene Ontology annotation, biological process: protein dephosphorylation. The transcript has 2 exons. The coding region runs from base 57 to 527 and encodes 156 amino acids.
UUUUUGACAAAGUAGAUCUAGUCCACGCCUUGCAUGCCCUUGAUAUCCAAUUCCAAAUGGCUUUCUCUCGAAGGAGCUUUAGCUCAAGGUUCUCGUGGUUUAUAGAAGGGAAGCUAGCUGGUAUGCCCUGGCCUGAAGGUGAUGCAGUACAAUUCUUAGCCGAUCAGGGAAUCAGGGUGUUGGUAAACCUAACAACAGAGCCCGCAUCCUACCAAAAAGUCGCAGAAUCCUUGGGGAUUCGAUGCAUUACAGAGGAUAUACCUGACUUUUGCCCACCAUCUAUGGAACAGAUUCAAAAGAUAAUGGAUUUAAUAGACAAGUCAGAAGGUCCUGUUGGUAUUCAUUGUGCGAUGGGUUGUGGUCGUACAGGGACUAUACUAGCAUGCUAUCUUGUUGCUAGUGAAGGAUAUACAGCUGACGAUGCUAUUGUGGAGACCAGGAAAAGACGUAAGGGAUCCAUAGAAACAAGACGACAAGAACAAGCAGUGAAAGAUUACGAGGAGAGUCUCAAAAAGGGGAGGCAGUAGAUGAUGAAUGGCAGUAGCUGACGACUCAUGGCUAUUUGAAAUUUUUAAUUGUGUAUUAUGAUAAUAGUUAGUCUAUUUAAUAUUAUGAUUUUACGCUUUAUU